Molecule: messenger RNA, 1161 nt
Organism: Columba livia (rock pigeon)
Lineage: Eukaryota; Metazoa; Chordata; Aves; Columbiformes; Columbidae
Gene: C1QBP
Product: complement C1q binding protein
Exons: 6
Coding region: 38-886 (282 amino acids)
Biological process (GO): regulation of complement activation; negative regulation of mRNA splicing, via spliceosome; cytosolic ribosome assembly
Cellular component (GO): mitochondrial matrix; plasma membrane; nucleus
Molecular function (GO): kininogen binding; transcription corepressor activity; complement component C1q complex binding
Source: RefSeq, a predicted model, not a curated record
GCCCCGCCGCGCCGCCCUCUCCCCGCCGCACCGCACCAUGCUGCUCGCCCGGGCCCUGCGCGCCGCCGCGGCCCUGCGCCCGGCGCCCCGCCGCCUCCUCUCCUCCUCCUCCUCCUCCUCCUUCCCCCGCGCUUUCCUGCCGCCGCCCGGCGCCGCACCGACCCAGGCCCGCUCCCUCUGGCAGCUGGGCGGCGGCGGCUGGCGGUCGGCGCUGCUCCGCCCGCGGCGGGGCUCGGCCGGCGGCGUGUCCUGCGGCUGCGGCGGCCUCCACACGGAGGGCGACAAGGCGUUCGCGCAGUUCCUGACAGACGAGAUCAAGGAGGAGAAGAAGAUCCAGAAGCACAAAUCUCUGCCCAAGGUCUCCGGUGGGUGGGAGCUGGAGGUGCACGGCACCGAGGCCCGGCUGGUGCGGAAGAUCGCCGGGGAGAAGAUAACGGUUACGUUCAACAUUAAUAACAGCAUUCCACCCUCGGCUGAGGAAGAAACACAAGAAGAGCAGAAACCUGAUGAGCAGGAGCCUGAACUCACAUCAACUCCAAACUUCGUUGUGGAAGUCAUCAAAGAUGACACAAAACAGACCCUUGUUCUCGACUGCCAUUACCCUGAGGAUGAGGUUGGAGAUGAGGGAGAGGAAGAAAGUGAUAUUUUCACAAUUCGGGAGGUCAGUUUUCAGCCCACUGGAGAAUCAGACUGGAAAGACACCAACUACACCCUCAAUACAGAUUCCCUUGACUGGGCUCUGUAUGAUCACUUAAUGGAUUUCCUGGCUGAUCGAGGAGUGGACAACACGUUUGCUGAUGAAUUAAUAGAGCUCAGCACCGCACUGGAGCACCAGGAGUACAUUAAAUUCCUUGAAGACCUGAAAAGCUUUGUCAAAUGUCAAUAGGUCAGGCUGGGAAACUUCUCUUCAAGUGUGGGUAUUCCACAGCACUGCUCCAGUCAGCAAUACCCAAAUAUAUCUUUACAACAGAUAUGGAGAGUAAGUAACUUUGAAUUUGGAAAUGAGCAUCAUGUGAGGAUUCUCUCUUGUAUUUGGGAAUUUGUAUUUAUGUUGCAGCCCAGAUCACGUUCUCUAACAUUAUGGCCCGCAAUUGCCACACCCUACUUGGUGGGUUUUGUACAAUUAAGAAUGAAUGUGAAGAAUAAAAUCUGUUCAACAUA